Messenger RNA from Cucumis melo (muskmelon), 1001 nucleotides. RefSeq lists its product as uncharacterized. Gene Ontology annotation, molecular function: zinc ion binding; DNA-directed RNA polymerase activity; nucleic acid binding. Gene Ontology annotation, biological process: termination of RNA polymerase I transcription; DNA-templated transcription. The transcript has 6 exons. Gene Ontology annotation, cellular component: RNA polymerase I complex. Lineage: Eukaryota; Viridiplantae; Streptophyta; Magnoliopsida; Cucurbitales; Cucurbitaceae. The record is from RefSeq and is a predicted model, not a curated record. Bases 471 to 821 code for a protein of 116 amino acids.
AAAAAAAAGAAAAAGAAAAAGAAAAGCAAAACCCUAUUUUCACCUUCUAGCCCCACGCCUGUUGCCGGCUCGUCACCCGCCUCCGCCGCCGCUCGUUACUGAAUCUCGCCCCGACAAGUUGUCUCUAGGUAAAACAGCAAACCGUUCAUCGUUUCUCUUCCAUCAAUGAUCGAUUGAGCUUGGUUGCCAUAAUUUUGAAUGGAAUCGAAAUUCUGAUUUCCGACGGUUGGCUUUCGUCCGGUUCCAAUUUCCGCGCGUUUAGAUGAAUAUCCACACAUUCUAGCGGUCGGUUCGUUCCAUAUUUUCAUUUUCGAACCGGACCGAACCUGUUCGCAGUCCUGCUCCUUGACCUUGAGGUUUGUAGCUUCCAAAACCCAAAACCCAGGAUGAAACUAUCUUGUCUUCAUUGUUCUGCUUCAGCAAGUUUUCUAUAAGUUAGGAAGCUAUUGGGGAAGCAGCAAGGACCACUCAUGGCUUAUUCCCGUGGACACGACUUCUUGUUUUGCAAUUUGUGUGGAACCAUGUUGUCGUUCUGCUCAACGAAAUAUGUUGAGUGCCCUUUGUGCAAGUCUAAGCGAAGUGCAAAAGAGAUCAACGGUAGAGAAAUAAGUUACACAGUUACUGCUGAGGAAAUUAGAAAGCAGUUGGGAAUUUCACUAAUUGGUGAAGAGAAAAUGCAGCUAGCAAAGGAAAGGAGAAGGUGUGAAAAAUGUGGAAAUGAUGAAGCUUGGUUUGAGAGCAGACAGAUGAGAUCGGCUGAUGAAGGGCAGACCACAUUUUAUACCUGCACUAAAUGCCAUCAUCAGACUAGAGAGAAUUGAUCUUCCAUGCAAUUUUUUCUAGGAUGUCAGUGUUUUCAUCCUUGGAUUAGUUGGGUGGUUCCAUUGGAAUCCAAAAGCUUUAACAUGAUGAAUUAUGUUAUUAAACAAUUAAACUCGAUCUUCAAUGGGAUGAUUUACUCUAUAUGAGAAUAUGACGAAGUAGCAAAAUUCGUUGAUUGA